Molecule: messenger RNA, 3248 nt
Organism: Bombus pyrosoma
Lineage: Eukaryota; Metazoa; Arthropoda; Insecta; Hymenoptera; Apidae
Product: ATP-binding cassette sub-family G member 4-like
Exons: 3
Coding region: 1169-2962 (597 amino acids)
Cellular component (GO): plasma membrane
Molecular function (GO): ABC-type transporter activity; ATP hydrolysis activity; ATP binding
Source: RefSeq, a predicted model, not a curated record
GAAGGGCGAAUAGCGAGCGGGGCGUAUCAACGCGAUUCCUGCGAGCGUACGCCAGCGAUCCGCAUUCUCGCUCGCGCGAUGUCCUCGAGCUGGUGCCGCGAGUGAACUCUUCGAACUGGUGCAUGAAUAAGUUUUUCGACUCGCGACCAUUGGCUUGACACGCGAUUAUCCGCAUCGAAAAUCGUUUCAAAGAAAAAUUUACCCUCGAAGAUCGUUUCAGAGAAGUUUGAGUGAAAUUCCUGCAACGAGCUGACAAUAUCCGAGAGAUAUCCGACGACGAUAAUAUUCGCGUUUGCAUUCGAAUAAUCGAACUUGUUCCGUGUCAUGUGACACCGUUAAACUUGAAUAUUAGUUAAUGAAAAGGUGCAAAAAUUAUCGUGAUUUUUACGUCCAAGAAGACAAGACAUCAAAGACGAGGAAAUGAUUCUAAUAAUCUCAUGAUACAAGAAAACGUAUGCAAAAUAUACCGACGUGAAACGAACAACUGAUCAACGAGAAGGGAUAGCGAAACAGCGAAGCGAACUAUCCAUCAGACAGCAGUUGAAUGAUAAGCCAAACAACUAACUCUACGAAGCUUCCGCUGAUAAUUGUAUUCUUGUCGUGUGUUAUAAUAUAUUACCACAGAAUUCACUUCGUUCUUCCAUUAUUACUGGCAGAAUCAAUGAACUUGGGGAGAUUUAAAAUUGUAAUUUCACAGCUAUCCAAGAUUAUAAAAUAUUAUAUUAUAGUGAAUUAAAGUGCACGGUCUCAUCGAAAUUUUCAUUUUUGAAGUUUGCUUGUACUUGAAAAAAAAAAAAAGAAACUGGAAAGUGUGACACGUGAAAUACGAACCGUCGAGGUCGAACAGCUAGUCGAAGUGAAUUACACUAUCGUUAAAAUUAUCUCUUUUCUAAGAACGAAUCGAGGAAACUGCAAAGUAUAGCACUAACUGUGAAAAUUCCUCGCUGAAAGUGGCAAGAAUCGAUGCAUUCCUGGGGAACAAACGGAUAACCUCGUUUUACAAGAUCGUUAUAAAAUUAUUCGUAGAUCGACCGACGAAAAGCGGGUAGAUAACGCGUGACAUGUGUGACCUUUUCCUUUGACCGAAGAACGGGAGAGUAGAGAGCAUAGAAGCUCCGCGGCAAAACACGAUCAUUUCUCAGUCGAUCAGGCAAAUCAUUAGGCCAACAUGUGUCAACGAGUGAUAUUGCUAAGUUUGCCGAAAGCUGACUCGAUCGAUAUCCAGUUUACUAAUCUCACCUGCGAGGUGAAGGGUAACUAUUUCGGUUCGUUGAAGAAGAUCCUGAAAGGGGUUAGUGGAACCUUCAAGUCCGGAGAACUGUCGGCCAUAAUGGGACUGUCUGGUGCUGGAAAAUCAACUUUGUUGAACAUUCUGACGGGAUUUCAGAGAGGCAAGUGGACAGGAGAGAUCAACUACAUCGGCAAUCAGGGAAAACAAAGUUGGAAACAAUACAAGAAGCAGUCGUGUUACAUUCAACAGGACGAUCAUUUGUUGCCAUUGUUCACCGUGUGGGAGACCAUGUGGAUGGCAAGUAAUUUAAAAAUCGGUAACAGUCUGAGCCUAAAGGCUAAGGAAAUGCUGAUCGACGAGAUGUUGGAAAAUUUGGAUCUGAGCAGUACGAAGGAAACUAGAUGCAAUCAAUUGAGCGGCGGACAAAAGAAGAGGCUUAGCAUCGCGUUAGAGUUGCUGGACAAUCCACCGGUGAUGUUCCUCGACGAACCAACAACCGGCCUUGACUCUUUAUCCUCUCACCAGUGUAUCAGAUUGCUGCAAAGCCUGGCCAAGGCCGGUAGAACUAUCAUCUGCACGAUUCAUCAACCUAGUGCGGCCACCUACGAGAUGUUCGACACCGUCUAUCUUCUGGCUGAUGGUAGAUGUAUGUACGAAGGAGCUACGAAGAACACGGUCGCGUACUUUUCCAGUAUUGGACUUCACUGUCCCAUGUAUCACAACCCAGCUGACUAUAUGAUCGAAAUAAUAAGCAAGGAAUACGGAGAUUUCAACGAUCAGUUGGCACAUCUAGCCAACAAUAGGGAGAAGUCGUGGCGAUUGAACACCUCGCAGAUCCAAAGUACAGAAGUUAACAAUAGUACGAACGUAACAAAAGCCAGUGUACUGAUCCAAUCACCGUCAGAAUUCGAGAAGUUUUUCGUGUUGAUACGACGGUUUAUGAUCCAAUUGUUCCGAGACUGGACGGUCACCUACCUAAAGAUACUCGCUCAUUUCGUAGUAGGCGUGUUGCUAGGUCUCUUGUACACGGAUGCUGGCCAUGACGGAAGCAAGACUCUUAGCAACGUUGGAUUUUUCAUGGUCAGUUGCACAUAUCUGAGCUACACGAGCAUGAUGCCGGCGGUGUUCAAGUUUCCCUCGGAGAUGAUGACGUUGAAAAAGGAAAGAUUCAAUAACUGGUACCAGCUAAGAACGUAUUUCGUGGCCUCGCUUAUAUGCAACUUGCCUAUACAGGUAUUUUACGCCUUCGUCUACAGUGGUACUUCUUAUUUCCUGAGUGGACAACCUUUGGACGUCAACAGGUUUCUUAUGUAUUUAAUGGUGGCCAUUAUGGUUACGCUAAUAUCGGAUAGCUUUGGUGUUUUGAUAGGCAUUCUAACGAAUCCUGUAAAUGGAACGUUCGUAGGUGCCGUAUCACUUUGCACUAUGUUAAGCCUGUCGGGCUUCUUGGCUCAUUUCAGCCAUAUGCCACGUAUUUUGUUCUAUAGUAGCUACCUAAGCCACAUCAAAUAUGGGGUGCACGCGUUAGUUCACGCGAUCUACGGUUUCAAUCGUGAGAAGCUAUCCUGUCCGAAAAUCUACUGCCACUAUAGCAUGCCUAGCACGUUGAUGACAGACCUGUCAAUGACGGACGGCAAGUAUUGGUUCGAUAUCUUCCUGUUGUUCUGCGGCUUCUUGCUCUGCAGAAUCAUCGUCUAUCUUUCUCUCAAGAGGAAACUCGCCAGAGCAUGAAAACAUGUCCAACUUCUAUCCAUGAUUAAUUUAAACGUUGAUUCUACUUGAGAAUAUACAUGAACAUCGACUACCGUUUGUGUUAACGAUUCGGCAUUGGAAAUUUUAUGAGAAUAUCGCAAGUGUAUUUAGUGACAUGUGAUUCAAGACAAUGGUGUCGAGUGAUCGUGUGAACAGGAACGAAUAUCUUUUCGAGUUUCUUUUCUCGAUUAAAAUAUUACUUCGACGAUGAUGUAAUAUCUAUUUACACUACGACGUUCAUUUUAUAUUAAAAGUCUACGAGUGA